Molecule: messenger RNA, 1749 nt
Organism: Rasamsonia emersonii CBS 393.64
Lineage: Eukaryota; Fungi; Ascomycota; Eurotiomycetes; Eurotiales; Trichocomaceae
Product: Monoamine oxidase
Exons: 4
Coding region: 1-1749 (582 amino acids)
Molecular function (GO): oxidoreductase activity
Source: RefSeq, a predicted model, not a curated record
AUGGAGUGCAAGGCUAAUUGUUUGGCUCAGGUUGCGAACUGGUUACGAUUUCCUCGUGCCGGAAGAAGCCCCUCCAGCAGUCGCCCGGCCACGACUGCACAGAAAUUGCCAGUCUCUGCCGAGUCCCAUCACCUGUCCCUCAUGGGAAAGGUUCCCCAUGUCGGCAUCAUUGGGGCCGGUAUAUCCGGGUUGAGAUGCGCUGAUAUUCUGACUCAGAAUGGAGCCAAAGUAACUAUUCUGGAGGCAAGGGAUCGGAUUGGUGGCAGGACAUUCAAUAACUCCAAGCAGAUCGCCCAAGUCGAGGUCGGCGGCCACCUCGUGGAUCUAGGACCGAACUGGAUACACGGGACGGAUGGCAAUCCCAUAGCCGAAAUUAGCGUGCGAUCGAAUACGACGACCUGCGAGUGGGAUGGACGCGAGACCAUCUUCGAUACUGCUGGAAAGCCGUACGAUGAUGCCACCACCACGAAACUUGCAGAGUGGAUGUGGACGACCAUAGACGAAGCGUUUGAAUACAGCAAUAAGUACAAGGAAGCGAUCCCAGCCAGUAAAAGUCUUUUCGACUUUUGUCGAGAGCGGGUGGAAGAGACAGACUUUACUCAGGAAGAGAAGGAGGCUUGCCUGGAGUUUUCCAGAUUUUGGGGCGCAUAUGUAGGGGAUCCUAUUGAGAAGCAGAGCUUGAGGUUCUUCUGCCUCGAAGAAUGCAUAGAAGGGACAAAUCUGUUUGUCGCAUCGACAUACAAAAAUAUUUUAAAAUAUGUCUCUGAGUCUGCCCUGAAACGCGCAGAUCUCCGUCUCAACGAGCCUGUUAUCAAGAUUGAGUCUGCGGGCAGGGAACCGGGAGCUGGCCAUCAAAUUGUCGUGACCAGCGCGAACGGAGAAGUAUAUCAUUUCGAUGAAGUGGUUGUCACCUGUCCCCUGGGAUGGCUCAAGCAGAACAAAUCUGUUUUCGUUCCGGAGCUUCCCCAACGGCUGUCAGCUGCCAUUGACAAUAUAUCCUAUGGCAGGCUAGAGAAGAUAUAUGUGACAUUUCCACGCGCUUUCUGGCAUGUGGCCUCUGAACCGCAAAGCAAGAAUGGGGGCAGCGCGGGUAUCGGUACUGGCACCGAAUAUCCUCCUCCUUUCACUCAGUUCUUGGAACCGUCCUAUGUCGACUACCCCAAAGAAGGGAGCUGGAACCAGCAAUGCGUCUCACUUGCGGCGCUCCCACCAAAUUGCGCUCAUCCAACUCUGCUGUUCUAUCUAUAUGGGCCUUGCGCAACCUACGUCGUGUCCAAGAUCAAGGACCUAGACCAGUCCUCCGAGAGUUACUAUAACUUUCUGAACGAUUUUCUCCAUCCGUUCUAUUCCUGCCUGCCGCACUACUCACCUUCGUCAGCGGAUUGCAAACCAGUCGCCCUGUUUGCAUCUCAGUGGCAGAACGACCCCUUUGCCGGCAACGGGUCCUACUCCAACUUCCAGGUCGGGCUCGAGGCCGGCGACAAGGACAUUGAAACUAUGAGGAUUGGUAUGGGUCCUGAUCGGGGAAUCUGGUUCGCGGGUGAGCACACGGCCCCCUUUGUUGGCCUCGGCACGACCACAGGCGCGUAUUGGAGUGGAGAGCGCGCCGCAGGUCAAAUUUGUGACCUGUACAGCUUAGGGAAACUUGGGAUGGGCGUAAAGAGGGACGACUCUCUGCCCUCAGCGACGGCGGCUAGUGUUCCGGGUGGUCCGGCUGGGGUUCACGCUGGCGCUGGAGCAGAGAGCUAG